This is a messenger RNA of Diospyros lotus (date-plum), 1794 nucleotides long. RefSeq names its product E3 ubiquitin-protein ligase RMA1H1-like. Gene Ontology annotation, biological process: ubiquitin-dependent protein catabolic process. Gene Ontology annotation, molecular function: metal ion binding; ubiquitin protein ligase activity; ubiquitin-like protein conjugating enzyme binding. NCBI's taxonomy places the organism in Eukaryota, Viridiplantae, Streptophyta, Magnoliopsida, Ericales, Ebenaceae. The transcript has 2 exons. The coding region runs from base 755 to 1546 and encodes 263 amino acids. Gene Ontology annotation, cellular component: endoplasmic reticulum. The record is from RefSeq and is a predicted model, not a curated record.
CCAGCUACACAUGCGUGUUCCUUUUGUUUCCUCUCUCUGGAUCUCGAAACGAAGUUAGGGUUCUAAUGUUGUAAAGGUCGUGGAUCUUUCGCUUUUAUCGUUAUCUGUUGCAGAGCGAGUUGGUUAUCGGAUUCGUAGUUCUAGGAAGCGAAGAUUUCGAUUUGGCCUUAUCUGCCGAGGAUUUGAUUUCAAUUAUUUAGGGAAAACUUGUCGUUUUCUUUAUACCGGAUUCAAUUUCUGUUCAUGCUUGUUGCUGAUGCCCUAGUUUUCUCUCGCUUUUCUUUUCUGCGGAAUCUCGGCGGUCUCUCUUUGCCCCUGAGAGAAGAUCUUCUUGUGUGUAAAGUUCAAAGUGAUUAUUUCUAAUCACUGCCUAAGAGAGACCUUUUCUUCUUUAGUCCCUAAAUCUUGCUAUUUUAUUGUCAUGACAAUGAAACUGGGGCUCUUAGAUGCCCCUGAAAGCACCUGAAUUAGCUUAUUUAAAUCCAGGGAUUUCUUAGUUGCUUCGAUGUUUUAGUAAAUUACGAUUUUCUUUUUCCCUUCAAAAUUAUCAAAACAAUAAUCUCGUUUCUUUCACAGUUUCUGGUGCUGUUGGUUUUAUCUAUUUACUAGUUCAAGAUCGUUUGGUAUUAUAGGUUGCUGAGAGUUUCUUAAUGAAUGAACUGAGACAGAUGGGUGGGAAGGAUCUAUUUAGGAGACUAGGAUUGUUCUUUGAAAUUUGAUCAUGGAAGAACAAUACAAAUUGAAGUAGACAGAGAUGGUCAUGGAGCAGUUUUUGCCUCAGGCCGUGAUGCAAAACAACUUGAAUGAAGAAAAUGGGGUAUCAUUGGAGAAGUGGAAAUCUGCCCCACCAGCCACAAUGGAUGGAUCCGAAAAUAAUUCUUCCCGUGGUUUCGACUGCAAUAUUUGCCUAGACUCCGUGCAGGAGCCGGUGGUCACACUUUGCGGACACCUUUACUGCUGGCCCUGCAUUUACAAAUGGAUUAAUUUCCAACGUUUCUAUGCCGAAAACUCCAACCAGCAACAGCCACAAUGCCCUGUAUGCAAAGCUGAGGUCUCACAAAGAACCUUAAUCCCACUUUAUGGCCCGGGCCAAACUGCCAAACGCUCUGAUGGCAAAGCCCCACAUCUUGGUAUAGUUGUCCCGCAAAGGCCUCCCAGCCCCACUUGCGGGGUCCAUGCCCGGGUAACAACUGCAACCACAAGGACAUCACAUCCAUCCGAGCAACUUCACAGACACAGUUAUCCUCAACAGCCUCCGGCAUACCACUCUCAACCUAGCAACUACAAUCGGGCAGCCGCCCUCGGCCUUGGUGGCACGAUAACAACAGAUGCAUUUCACCCUAUGGUUGGCAUGGUCGGGGAGAUGGCUUACACAAGAUUGUUUGGGAACUCGGGAACAACUUUUUACGCUUACCCGAACUCGUAUCACAAUGCUGGAAGCAGUAGUCCUAGGGUAAGAAGGCAGGUAAUGAAGGUCGAUGAGUCGCUAAGCAGAGUUUGUUUUUUCCUCUGCUGUUGCAUGGUUUUGUGCCUUCUCUUGUUCUAAUCGCGGCCUGUUCUUCUCACCCAUUGUACACUACUACACCACAUAAUAGGACUACAAGCAUACCACAGAUUAGGCACAUCCAGCCAGAUGUAAUAGAUGGCAGAGCUCUUGCAUCUCUGUGCUGAUAUGUAGGAAUCCACUGAACCUGUACUGGAGAUUGUAGUAAAACUUUUGGAUUUGAUUGAGGCUUGUUAGUUCAUAGAUGGGCUUUGCUUUAAUGUAAGAUGAUUACUUAUUUGUGAUUGGUA